Capsicum annuum is the source of this 744-nucleotide messenger RNA. RefSeq names its product LRR receptor-like serine/threonine-protein kinase EFR. The record is from RefSeq and is a predicted model, not a curated record. Lineage: Eukaryota; Viridiplantae; Streptophyta; Magnoliopsida; Solanales; Solanaceae. Gene Ontology annotation, molecular function: protein binding. The coding region runs from base 1 to 744 and encodes 247 amino acids. The transcript has a single exon.
AUGACCCAAAGCAACACUACCACUGAUCAAUUAGCUCUUCUUUCUUUAAAAUCCCAAAUCAUUUCGGAUCCCUUUCACUUCUUGGAUGAAAGCUGGUCUCCUGCUACUUGUGUUUGCAAUUGGGUUGGAGUCACUUGUGGCUCUCGUCACCAGCGAGUCAAGUCCUUGAACAUUUGUAAUAUGGCUCUUAUAGGAAGAAUUCCACAAGAUUUUGGAAACCUGUCAUUUCUUGCUUCUCUCGACUUGGGAAGGAACAACUUCCAUGGAAAUUUACCUCAUGAAAUGGCACGCUUGCGUUGGAUUAAGUUUCUUGAUUUAAGUUUCAACAUCUUUGGAGGGGAGGCUCCUUCUUGGUUUGGGUUCUUACACCAACUUCAAGUUCUAAGUCUUAAGAAUAAUAGUUUCACCGGCCCCCUUCCCUCUUCAUUUUUUAACAUUUCAAAGCUUGAAAUGUUGAAUUUGGAAUUCAAUUCCUUAGAAAGUCAUAUCCCUGUGUCUCUCUCGAAUGCCUCGAAGUUGGAGAGGUUGGAUUUAUCUGGCAAUUUUCUCCAAGGAAACAUUCCAAAAGAAAUCGGCAACCUUCACAACCUGAACUGGUUGGCCAUACAAUAUAAUCAACUUAUGGGUUCUGUACCAUUUACAGUUUUCAAUAUUUCUCGGAUCGAAGUCAUUUCAUUUACCGGCAAUAGCUUAUCAGGAAAUCUUCCCAAUGGUUUAUGUAAUGGUCCAAUGGCGGAUCCAUAA